CUUUUUUUUUCUUUUUUUUUUCGCUUUUCCCUUUAUUCCCUUUGCUUGUUACUACUUUUUCCUUUCUACUUUGCAGUAUCAAAAGCAGUGACAUUGAUGAAGAAAUUGAUAUUUUCCCUUUUCUUUCUUCUCGACUGUUUUUUUGGGAACGCAAUCGCAUCAGCAACAUCUAGAUUAACAAAACGACAAGCUGUAGCCUCCAAUGCAUGUGCAGUAAGAGAUAAUACCUGGGGUAUCUGCUCACCUGCAACGGGCGAUGUAUGGUACAACGGUAGUUACCAUGAAUUUACUUGGAAAUACGAUAUUCACGAAUUAUGAAACGCUUGUGCUUUACUUACUACACCUCGAAGAUGACGAAUAUAAGCCGAUCAAAGUAUGGUCCGAUUUACAGCGGACUCGAGGUGUUCUUGUACAACAAGUGGACGAUUCCUGGUUUCCAGAGCCUCAAUUGCCUGAUAAUUCCCCUAACAAAUCGUGGACCAUGUAUGCGUAUAUGCUCGGCCCCGAUGUUGAUCUGCAGGAGGAACUUGCAAAAAUACCAAGUAAAGCAAGUUUCUAUCCGGUGCCGACCAAUUUUACUUUAAUUCAAAACGCGCGUAACACAACCCAACCAUCAGCAACACCGUCGACGGUAUCCACUCAACAGACGAAUAACGACAAUUCGGAUAACAAAACAUCCAAUUCAGGCUUACAGACUUGGGUGAUUGUCGUGAUUGUCAUUGCGUGCGUGCUUGUAGUUGGAACAGCUAUUGCUAUUUUCUGGGCCGUGAGAAAAGUACGGAAAAAUAAAGCAGGGGCAAGCAACGGCGGAGGCGGGGACGAAAAGAUCGCAAUAUACCAAUCCGCUGCCAAAAAUCCCGGAUCGAACGACGAGACGUCAAAACAAGCUCAUGACGCCGUAUCAUCAGAACAGCAUCGUGAUAUGGCCCACCAUUUGGCGACGUUUAAUGAUAAUCGCGAUAUCUCCUCGAUUCAUUCUUCGACACCGAUGAUCCUCCAUGGUUCGGCUUCUAUGCGUAGUUCGCCUGUGAUGCAAUCCCAUUCAAUAUCACAGAGUUUGUAUGACCGCGACCCUGAAAAAUCCGCAGUGGCGCAUCUAAUGCAGCAUCCAGAAGCACGUCAAUCCAGCAGUAUUCUCAGCUCAACCGAUGCACUCAUGAUUGCCGACACAUUUAGACAGUUUAUGCGAAAACCGGAAUGGACAGAUCAUGAUGAAGAGGAGGAAGAAGAAAGUGUUGAACUCAAAGGAAAAACUACAAAGACAUCAAGUUGAUCUUGCCGUCAAGGAUCUUGAUUCCCAAGAAUAUUGAUGGUUUUUCUGUUGCCGCCCAUUGCUGCUGCUGCUGCUGCUGCUGCUGCUGCUAUUUGCCCUUGUUCUGUCUAUCUAUUUCCUCGUUUUUACAUGUUA
Molecule: messenger RNA, 1408 nt
Organism: Radiomyces spectabilis
Lineage: Eukaryota; Fungi; Mucoromycota; Mucoromycetes; Mucorales; Radiomycetaceae
Exons: 5
Coding region: 257-1273 (338 amino acids)
Source: RefSeq, a predicted model, not a curated record